UCUAACCAUCUUUCAUACAGAGUAGAGGAGCCUUCGAAUUGUGAGACAAACUCCAUUUACCUUCGAGUGGGCUGGUUCUCAAAGCGCUGAUAUAAACAAUGAUUUGAGAAUGGAGUUAGUCUCCUUGUACGGAGCGCUCGCCUUUCAAAGUCGACUUUACUCACAUCGCAGCCUUUGAACAGGGAAGUUUUUUUUGACAACAUCUUUUGGGAAUAUUUUUUAUGUUCGCGGAAGCAGCACAAAGAAAAUGAGCAACAUCUAUGAGUCUGCAGCCAACUCCCUGGGCCUCUUCAGCAGCCCCUGUCUGACCAAGGUGGAACUGCGUGUCAUGUGCAAGGGGAUAUCCGACAGAGACGCCCUGUCCAAGCCUGACCCCUGCGUUGUUCUGAAGAUGCAGUCACACGGGCAGUGGCUGGAGGUGGACAGAACGGAGGUGAUCCGGAGCUGCAUAAACCCCACCUUCUCCAAACUCUUCACAGUGGACUUCUACUUUGAAGAAGUGCAGCGUCUGCGUUAUGAGCUCUAUGACAUCAGCAGCAACCACAACGGACUGAAGGACGCUGACUUCCUUGGAGCCAUGGAGUGCACACUCGGCCAAAUUGUAUCCCAGAGAAAACUUUCUAAAUGCCUGCUGAAACAAGGAAGCACGGUGGGGAAGGCUGCCAUCAUGGUCACCGCAGAAGAACUGUCGGGCAAUGAUGACUAUGUUGAGCUCUCGUUCAGCGCAAGGAAAUUGGAUGACAAGGACUUCUUCAGCAAGUCUGAUCCAUUUUUGGAAAUCUUCAGAACAAAUGAUGAUUCUACUCAACAGCUUGUACACAGAACAGAGACUGUCAUGAACAACCUCAAUCCAGUCUGGAAAACCUUCAAGGUCUCUUUGAAUUCGCUUUGCAGUGGAGACCAUGAGCGCAAGCUGAAGUGUGCUGUGUGGGACUGGGACUCCAAUGGGAAGCAUGAUUUCAUUGGAGAAUACCAAGCAACCUUUAAAGAGAUGCGAGUGGCAAUGGAUGGACGACAGGUGCAGUGGGAAUGUAUAAACCCCAAAUACAAGAUCAAGAAGAAGAAUUACAAGAACUCUGGGAUUGUAAUUCUAAAUCAGUGCAAGAUCAUCAAGAUGCAUUCUUUCUUGGAUUACAUCAUGGGGGGAUGCCAGAUACAGUUUACAGUAGCUAUCGAUUUCACGGCCUCUAAUGGGGAUCCAAGAAACAGCUGCUCAUUGCACUAUAUCCACCCAUACCAACCGAACGAGUACCUGAAGGCCCUGGUUGCCGUGGGUGAGAUCUGUCAGGACUACGACAGCGAUAAAAUGUUCCCUGCCUUUGGCUUUGGAGCUCGGAUACCUCCAGAUUUCAAGGUCUCCCAUGAUUUUGCUGUGAAUUUCAAUGAAGAUAACCCUGAGUGUGCAGGCAUCCAGGGCGUGGUGGAGGCAUAUCAGAACUGCCUUCCCAAGAUCCAGCUGUACGGCCCCACCAACAUCGCCCCCAUCAUCCAGAAAGUGGCCAACUCCGCCUCUGAGGAGAUGCACACCAAGGAGGCCAUGCAAUACUUCAUCCUGCUGAUCCUGACGGACGGGGUCAUUACUGACAUGGCAGACACGCGAGAGGCCAUCGUCCACGCCUCCCACCUGCCCAUGUCCGUCAUCAUUGUGGGCGUGGGCAACGCCGACUUCAGCGACAUGCAGAUGCUGGACGGGGACGAUGGCAUCCUCCGCUCGCCCAAGGGGGAGCCCGUCCUGAGGGACAUCGUGCAGUUUGUUCCCUUCCGCAACUUCAAGCAUGCAUCUCCUGCAGCCCUGGCCAAAAGUGUUCUAGCUGAGGUUCCCAACCAGGUGGUGGACUACUACAACAGCAAGGGGAUUAAGCCCAAGGACCUCAGUGACUACGAGUGCUCCAGGACAUUUGGCCCAUAACUUCUCAGCACACUUUCCAGAUAUCUUUACAGAGAUAGCACGUUUCAGCAAUUUUUCAACUAAUAUUUAAUAUUGCAUGUGCAGUCGUCCAGGCUUGCAUUUGUUAUGCAGUGGUAAUCGUUGAAGACGUUUGUAUGCCAAAUUAAAAACUUAAAAGAACCAAACUGACUACUUUGAAUAAGAGCAUGUCAACUUGGAAUCAGUUGAAGAAAUAUAUGAGACGUCUGUGUUUGUUUUUAUACAAGUUUGUUGAGAUUUUGCUAAAUUUCGUAAUAUUCUUAUAUUGUAAAAGUUUUUGGAUCCUUGAGAAUUAAUAGCUAUAUGUAUUAGACAUCUGCUCGAAGUGGACUUUUUGCAGAUAUGGCAGAUGCAUGAAUUUUGCAUGUCAAUAAUAAAGAAGACAUUUUUUCA
Molecule: messenger RNA, 2320 nt
Organism: Conger conger (European conger)
Lineage: Eukaryota; Metazoa; Chordata; Actinopteri; Anguilliformes; Congridae
Gene: cpne4a
Product: copine IVa
Exons: 16
Coding region: 248-1909 (553 amino acids)
Biological process (GO): cellular response to calcium ion
Cellular component (GO): plasma membrane
Molecular function (GO): calcium-dependent phospholipid binding
Source: RefSeq, a predicted model, not a curated record